AUGCACGAAGGUUAUUCUAUAGUGCAGUUCUUCAUCGCGCGGCGCGGGAUUCAAGACAUUUCCAAGUUGAAUGUCAAGAGCUACAGGAGUCACCUUGCUCUUGUUAGUCAAGAACCGACUCUAUAUCAAGGGACUAUCAGGAAGAACAUCACCUUGGGGACUAACGAUGAGGAUAUUUCCGAGGAGAAAAUCACCAAAGUAUGCCAGGAUGUUAAUAUCUACGCCUUAAUCCAAACUUUGCCUGACGGUAUCUCGACGAUCAUAGGAGCGAGGGGCGCCAUGCUCACUGGCGGACAGCAACAGCGAAUAGCCAUUACGCGAGCACUUCACAAUUCACGUAUCCUCCUCCUAGAUGAGGCAACUUCUGCACAAGAUUCCGAGUCUGAAAAGGUCGCCCAGAAUGCUCUCAAUGCGGCGGCUCAAGGCCGGACGGCGAUCGCCGUUGCGCAUCGAAUAAGCACGGUGCAGAAGGCCGAUUGUAUUUAUGUGUUACACAAAGGCAAUGUUGUGGAACAGGGAACGCAUCAAGAGUUGAUGGAGCGCAGGGGGAGGUGUGAAGGGAGCCAAAUUCGAGAAGUGUCGCCUGUUUCGCGCGAGCGCUCACGAGAACCCAAACAGAGGCAGCAACAAACCGAGCCACUUACGAUAGUCGAGAACAUCAAAAAUGGGCUGGUACAUGAGUCGGCGACGAAAUACAAAGAUCCGCACUAUGUUCCACCAGAAGAUCCAACCCGCAUCCUCGAAUAUAGCAAAUGGCCCGUACCUGCGACCAUGUUCGGCCUUAUUUUAGUUGGGAUUAUCAUCGGCAUCGGUCAUCAUCUAUGCUACAACUACUUAAAUGGGAAACCAGUUGCCAACUAUUCCCAAGCCUGGAUCCUGCGUGUUGCGACCGGUGCGGCCUUUCUUGUUAAGGUCAUUUUUGCGAUCUCCGUCGGAAUCGCUCUCUCUCUCAGGUCAAAUGGUUCACAAGAUCUGUUGGCGGCUCCCUUAGUCCUACUUAUGGCUGCUCUAUUGUGGUCAUUCGGCAUCAUUUCAAUUCUCACCCCCAGCACUCUUUCGGUCACGUAUACAACGCACACAUUAGUCCGCCCAUGCAAGGUGCCCAUGUUUGGAGCCGGAUCACCAAGCAGUCUCACCGUUUGGCAGCAAGCUCCCGGGGGCAAUCGAACACCGUACGGGGGGCCUGCCCCUUCUAUGAGCAAAAUUGCGGCGAAAACGAUAGUCGGGGGUACUCCUGUAGAGUUCGCGUCCCCUUGUGGCCAGAACUGCUCUUAUUCAACCUCAUUUAUGGGCCCUGCAAUGAGCUGCGAGACUCAGUCUUUCAAACUAGGCCAGGCGGUUCUUGGGCCCGGCGUUGUACAUGACAUUGAACAUGGCGAUUUCUUUUACUAUUAUGCUUCUCCCGAUGCUGAGUACAAGAGUAUGAUAUGGGUGUUAUCAAACCAGAAGCAAAGUCGCGACGGUCGUCCAGAUAUAUUGUUAUGCGGUACUUGGAAUACCACAUACAAUGUCGAUGUGACCUUCAGUGCUGGGAUUCCCACGUUUAAAACGACGAUUGGCAAUCUCAGCGAAGCAGACAAGGUCGACUGGGGCGAGAGUUUCAAUAAUGCUUACUACGCAAGUGUUGGUAUAGAAAAUGCUACCGUGCGGCAAGCGCUUGAUAUGGCUGCAGUUCGGGACUCACUAUAUGGCAACCUGGCUGGGAUUAUCUCCAUGCGACUCGAUGAGCAAAAUGCAUUCGAAUCCAACACAUCUUUUGUCCUCUCUAACCUGGUCGAUAUGUCGGUGAAUGAAAUCAAGAGCACUUUCAGUUUAAAGCGCGAAAUAAAGACCGGCGUCCCAGAGCUCAUGCAGAACAUUACUUUAUCAGUUAUGGGGAGGAAUACUCCCACGUCCACUACGGAAUGUACAUCUUUCCAAACAGAAUUGGUGUACCACUAUUCGCCGCUCUGGCUCCUGGUCCCGUAUUUUGUGGGCUUCGGCUUAUCUUUUCUGUGUGCCAGUAUAGGGCUAUAUACCCUUGUUGCCGACGGUGUCCCCGUGGAAGACAAUUUCAGCCAGAUUCUCGUGACAACUCGAAAUCCAGCACUGGAUGAGAUCUGUGGUGGUCUUUGCCUUACUAGCAACCAGGGAGAAUAUCUAAAGGAACAGAGGAUCCGCUUUGGUGAAUUGAUCCGUGAGGAUGGACUGAGUAGCGGCGUCUGCCAUGCUGCGUUCGGACUGGAAGGGCAGACUGUGCCAAUCCAAAAAGGGAGGAAAUACCAUUGA
Molecule: messenger RNA, 2268 nt
Organism: Penicillium griseofulvum
Lineage: Eukaryota; Fungi; Ascomycota; Eurotiomycetes; Eurotiales; Aspergillaceae
Exons: 6
Coding region: 1-2268 (755 amino acids)
Cellular component (GO): membrane
Molecular function (GO): ATP hydrolysis activity; ATP binding; ATPase-coupled transmembrane transporter activity
Source: RefSeq, a predicted model, not a curated record